Molecule: messenger RNA, 1215 nt
Organism: Grammomys surdaster
Lineage: Eukaryota; Metazoa; Chordata; Mammalia; Rodentia; Muridae
Product: surfeit locus protein 1
Exons: 9
Coding region: 361-1152 (263 amino acids)
Biological process (GO): mitochondrial respiratory chain complex IV assembly
Cellular component (GO): mitochondrion; membrane
Source: RefSeq, a predicted model, not a curated record
CUCUUCCCCGUCACGGUUCUCUUCCGACCUUGUGGGUGUUGGGCAGCAGUCUCAAGCUGGGGUGCUGGCGCAGGAAUGCACGCACAUCACAGGGUGGUUCGUCCAUGAUCGGAGAUACCCAUCUGAUGCCGCAGCCACCACGUGAGGCAGAGCGCCGUCCCGGAAGGAAGGAGAUUUCUCAAUCCCGGAAGUGCCCAAAGAUGGCUGCUUUGGCUGUGCUGUGGCGACGGAUGACGCGGUGGCCUCAAUGGACCUACUCGGGGUCGGCCCCGUUCUGCGCUGUCAGGAGGAGCGGCUUUGGGUUUUCUGUCCGCUCAGGGCUUCUGACCCCAUGCCAGUGUUGUAAAACUCCCUCCAGGGAUGGUCUGUAGGCCACGCAGGUGUUGCAGUUCUACUGCUCAAACAGCCGUCGCCAAAGCAGAGGACAACUCUUAUCUCCAGUGGUUCCUGCUUUUAAUCCCUGCUACUGCUUUUGGCCUGGGGACUUGGCAGGUCCAGCGUCGGAAAUGGAAGCUGAAACUGAUUGCAGAAUUAGAGUCUCGAGUCAUGGCUGAGCCCAUCCCUCUGCCUGCAGACCCAAUGGAACUGAAAAAUUUGGAGUACAGGCCAGUGAAGGUCAGGGGGCACUUUGACCACUCCAAAGAGUUGUACAUAAUGCCUCGGACCAUGGUGGACCCUGUCCGAGAGGCCCGUGAUGCUGGCAGAAUAUCCUCAACUGAAAGUGGGGCCUAUGUAGUCACUCCUUUUCAUUGCUCGGACUUGGGAGUCACCAUCCUGGUUAAUAGAGGGUUUGUUCCCAGGAAGAAAGUCAAUCCUGAGACCAGGCAGAAAGGCCAGGUUCUGGGAGAAGUAGACCUAGUUGGCAUAGUGAGGCUGACAGAAAACAGGAAGCCCUUUGUUCCUGAGAACAGCCCAGAAAGGAAGCACUGGUACUAUCGGGACCUGGAAGCUAUGGCCAAGAUAACAGGAUCGGACCCCAUUUUCAUUGAUGCAGACUUCCAGAGCACAGUCCCUGGAGGACCCAUUGGAGGUCAGACGAGAGUAACUCUGCGGAAUGAGCACAUGCAGUACAUCAUUACCUGGUACGGAUUGUGUGCAGCCACAUCAUACUUGUGGCUUCAAAAAUUUGUACGUCGUUCACCAGGUGUGUGAAGUUUCAUGAUGAACCUGUUCCUAACCACUAAAAAAUAAAGAUUUCGAUUUGUAAAAACCCUG